AUGCUUCGCUCGCCGCAGCCGCGCUUUCCACAGCACGUUCCUGGUGCUUAUCCACCUCAGCAGCAGCAGCAGAUGCCGCCGCAGCCCCAAAGCCAACCACAGAGGCCGAUGAACGCGCAGCCUCCGGCACAAGCGAUUCAACAGCAGCUGGAACAUCAGGAUGUGGUUCACGAUACACAGUUUGAUUACUACGGGCAGCUUCUUGCGACUGCAAGUUCAGAUCGCACUAUAGGCAUCCACGUCGUUCAAAAUGGUCAGUUGCAGCGUAUUGCCACACUUGCAGGCCACGAGGGACCGGUGUGGAUGGUAAGUUGGGCACAUCCUCGUUUUGGCAUGGCUCUCGCUUCUGCAGGCUACGAUCAUAAGGCAAUUAUAUGGAAAGAGAUGUCCCAGUCUUCGAAACAGUGGGCUCCGGUACAUGUUAUUGACUGCCAUCACGGCAGCGUGAACGCUGUGCAAUGGGCUCCAGAAACCCCAAUGGUAGCGACAGCCAGCAGCGAUGGAACUGUGGCGGUGACCGUGUUUGAGGGUGGCGUUUGGCGUGACAGCCUAAAGCUCAGCAACAAUAGCAACAACAUUGCUCAUGCAAUGGGGGCGACGAGCGUUUCCUUCGCACCAAUGCGUCCAUCGCUGGGCGGUGCCGUGUUGUUGGCGUCUGGGGGUUGUGAUUCGCAGGUGCGCUUGUGGUGUCUGCAGGAAGGAAGUCCAGUGGCAAAUUCAUUUGAACUGUUGGAAGUUUUGGAGGGCCAUACGGAUUGGGUACGUGAUGUGGCAUUUGCCCCUCUGUGUGCUGCAACCAGACACGCGGUUCUCGCCUCUUGUGGACAAGACAAAAGUGUUAUCAUUCACCGCAAACCAUGGGACCAAUUAGGGGCACUCAUUCAGGAAAGACAGCGAAGCAGUAGUGCAAACGGGCCGCAACAGUAUUUACAGAAGGAAAGUGGCGGCAUUUGGGAACGCAGCGUGGUGCUUUUUGACGAGCCUGUGUGGCGCCUGUCAUGGUCCCCGGCAGAAGAGGUGUUGGUGGUAACAACAGGGGAUUCUGAGGUCUACAUUCUUCGCGAAAACGGGGAAUUCACGCAGCCAUGGCUGAAGACACCCCUCAGCGAGUACCAAUCUGGAACACGGUAG
Trypanosoma cruzi is the source of this 1131-nucleotide messenger RNA. Its product is annotated as protein transport protein sec13, putative. Gene Ontology annotation, molecular function: protein binding; structural molecule activity. Gene Ontology annotation, biological process: protein import into nucleus; COPII-coated vesicle budding. Bases 1 to 1131 code for a protein of 376 amino acids. Gene Ontology annotation, cellular component: nuclear pore outer ring; COPII vesicle coat. NCBI's taxonomy places the organism in Eukaryota, Euglenozoa, Kinetoplastea, Trypanosomatida, Trypanosomatidae. The transcript has a single exon. The record is from RefSeq and is a predicted model, not a curated record.